AUGGACCAAUCCCUUCAGGAUGAUAGUAUAGGCACAGAUGAUGAUGUCGACUAUGUAUCUCAAGACCCGAUUCCCGCUGUUGAUCUCAAAGAGGCGGAAAUGAUGGAAGUGGCAGACUUACCCCGCUAUCCUCCGCGGAGGGAGCCCACUCCGAGAGGAAUGUUUGGUGCAGCAGUCCGUAAACUGAAAAAUAUCCCCGCUUGUGUUUGGGUUAUCAAUCAACACUCAGAAGAAAUCACGGUCGUGGUUUCGAAAUACAAACCAAAUCGUCUCCUAACGGGCAUGGGAUUAAGUGCCUCACCAAAUGGAGUAGGAUUAAACUUUGAGACUACGGACCAGCCUCACGGAAAACACUCGCAGCUCAAGACCAAGGUCGUGAGAGUAGUACCGCGGUAUUCCCAUUAUGGACCCGCAAAGAAGGAUUUGGUGUAA
Molecule: messenger RNA, 432 nt
Organism: Penicillium hordei
Lineage: Eukaryota; Fungi; Ascomycota; Eurotiomycetes; Eurotiales; Aspergillaceae
Exons: 3
Coding region: 1-432 (143 amino acids)
Source: RefSeq, a predicted model, not a curated record